Molecule: messenger RNA, 3816 nt
Organism: Penicillium maclennaniae
Lineage: Eukaryota; Fungi; Ascomycota; Eurotiomycetes; Eurotiales; Aspergillaceae
Product: karyopherin MSN5
Exons: 3
Coding region: 1-3816 (1271 amino acids)
Biological process (GO): RNA export from nucleus; protein export from nucleus
Cellular component (GO): cytoplasm; RNA nuclear export complex; nucleus
Molecular function (GO): nuclear export signal receptor activity; RNA binding
Source: RefSeq, a predicted model, not a curated record
AUGGCUGCCGAGGAGCUUUCGGAGGCCGGCAUGGCCGACAUUAUUCGAGCGCUUGAGGUCAUCCAUAGUCCUACGUCUACGAACGAGCUCCGCAAACAGGCCUUGACGUUUGUUGAGUCCCUCAAAGAAACCGACGCGGCAGCCCGCAAUGGGUUUCUCCUCGCCUCACGCGCCGACCAUGCCCCAGUUGUACGAUAUUUCGGUCUCACACUAUUAGAUCAUGUCUUGCGCCACCUAUCAUUUACCAGCGCCGAUGCCGAAGAAUCUGCGAAUCUAAGAUCAAUGAUCCUCCAGCUCGCCGAGAACAUUCGACCCGAGGACCCCAACUAUCUCCGCAACAAGAUCCCGCAACUAUGGUCAGAGGCCGCGAAGAAGAGCUGGGGCUUAGACUGGAUGGAUAUGGACGCUGCGCUCGUGAAAUUUUGGGGAUCCUCUUUGGUACACAAUGAAUUGGUUCUCGCGGUACUUGAAACCCUGUCGGAGGAUGUCUUCUUCCGUGAAGAUACUGUAUCUUCGUUGCGUGGGUCAGAGCUCAACAGGGCCCUCGUGGAAAUCUUCACACCCGCCGCUAUUGUCGAGCAGAUAAACUCCGACAAGAACACCAAUGCUUUGCUGCGGUAUGGUGAAGACGGUUGGCUCGUCCGGAUUUGCCAAUUCUUAGACAAUUGCGUUCAGAAUGUGUCGAGUUCGCCCCAGGCCAGAGAUGCGGCUGUCAAGGCCCUCACCGCUUUGAGAUCAGCGCUCUCUUGGUCUAUCUACAAAGCUGUUACAGCCUCUGGGGCGGUUUCCAGCAUCUUUAGAGCCUUAACCUGUCAAGACGAACAGGUUCUAUUGGCCGCAAUUGAAGCAUUGCACGCGCUUUACGGAAGAAGCAAUAUGGGCAGCGAGGAUUCGCGUGAUCUUCUUUUCCUGAUUUUCGACGCCGAAUAUCUCAAUACUCUUCAAACUUUAUAUCAAUGGUCAAUCGUAGGACCGGAUGAUGUUGAUGAGCCGAAAUACUUGGUAUCCAAGAAGCUUUCGGAGAUGGUCUCCUACGUGGCUGGCUGCUUGGAAGACGACCGACUCUUCCAGGAUAUGACGUACAGGCUGAAUCUUCCGCCAUUUUUCAACUUCAUGAUCAACAUCAUGCAGCACCAGAGCUUAACGGUAUCUAUUCCUGUCCUGCAUCUCUGGUCUCGACUACUUCCAAUUCGAAAUAUCGGUACCGAUGAUUUCGUGGUGAGCCAGACUCCCAGUUUCCUGAAUAUUUGCACCCAAAGGUUGAUCCGCUGGGAAUCUCUCCCAACCGAUUCCGAAGACCCCACUGUACAGUUCCUCGUUGAAGAUAUUGAUACCACCCCCGAGCGACACGCAUUUGUUGGAAACUACAGACGCUACUGCUCAUCGAUCAUCGAGUCCAUUACCAUCAAGCGUCCGCAGGAUGCUGUUCGUGAGAUCCUAAGCAAAGUGGAUGAUAACCUGAACAAUCUCUAUGAUGGCGUUAAGCCUUUCAGCAUGCAAACAUUCAGCAAGUCUGCACUGUCACUCAUGCGCGCGGAUGCUCAGUUUGCUGUUGUAGAAGCCGUUAUCAAGGGUUUCAAUAAGUGGCUUGAUUCUCAUGGAAAGACCCCUCAGCAAGAUGAGCAGGAAAGGAGUGAGUUGGAGCGUGCCGUGGAGGAUUGGGCUUCAACUUUAAUGCAACGACCGUUCGAGGACCCCGUUCUGAAACAGCGAGUGAUCAAGUUGGUAGUUGACAUCUCAUCCCGAGCAUUGGACAACCAUCCUGCUUUUGCUCUCAAGGUCCUUGAACAUAUCCUUAUGACACGACUUCCGGAUCAGCCCUCUUAUCCCGUCUAUUCAGAGGCGGUGAAGGAACUUCAUGGGCUUGCAAGCCACGAACUACGACGACUCGCGAUCCGUUAUGCCGAUUAUUUCUCGACUUUCUACGAUUUACUUGAACCUAAGAUCACGGAGAUCACACAGGCCAACCAGGUUGAUGACAAGCUCAAGAUGGAGUUGACAUCCAUUCUCGUCAUCAUCAUGCAACGAGCAAACAAUAUUGAUCCAAAUCUGCGUCAGGCUCGUUUGACAGCCUUCCUCAACCCUAUCAGGGAAGCCUGGCAGGACGAGGAAUUCCGUCGCAUGUGUUCAUCCUUUGAGGGUUUCUGUACAAUGCUCGGACUUGAGAAUGUUGGGUCUUACAUGCAAGCCAAACAAGCACAUCGACUGGCAGAUUGGGCCGAUGUCAUCUUGGAUCACGAGGGAAAGAUUGUUCAAGAGGAGAUGACCCGGAAAUUCCAAAUGCUGCCUCUGCGUGGCACCAAGACCAUGCUGGCAGUGUCCACUGACAAGUUGAAGAAAUCCGCUCCGGCAUAUCGCGUAGCGUGCGAUAUGUGGCAGGAUUUGAUGCCACAAAUCCUUCCCACUCUGCUUCAUCUAGUCAGCCACGCUCAUGCAUUCCACAAUCCCACCAAUUGGGCUGUGAGUGAUGAUAUGCGGGCCGUGGUUGAGCGGAUUCUCACGGAUCGCUUCUGGCAAGCAGGGAUAUCUAGCGGCAGCCGGGAUGAUUUCUAUGCCAAGAUUACUGCAUCCAAGGCCACCCUUGAAGGAUUUGCGUCCUCGGUUCGAGGCAAGAUCAGAGCUGUUCGUGAAUCGGGUUACUCUAUGCUCUUCAGUAUGAGCAGACUGCGACAUCAGUUCUACGGGUUUGCUGAGCUCCCUGGUCCUCUUUCUGAGGCUCUUUUCAAAGAUGCUGAGCAUCUGUCUUCUCACCAAUACUCCGUUUUGCUUAAUAUCUCCCGCUGCCUGAUCGAUGACUGCCCGGUGCAGUACCGCAACCAAUUCCUUCCUCCUAUGCUGUCCACUCUUUUCAAGAGCAUUGACACUAAGAUCACCACCGAGUGGGAACUUAUCGAACAAAGAAAGAACGGACUUUCUGAUGGUGACCUCACCGAUGAGAUGAAAUCAGAGAGUGUCCUCCGGCAAUUGACCUACUCGGCGGUUAUCAUGGUCGCCAGCCUGUUUGACCCACAGAGAGGAGGUGAGAAAACCCAUCGCUAUUCAUCAUAUUCGUUCGAGCAAAAUCGCUUUCACAUUGAACCCCUGGAAAGCCGUACUUGGCAAGAUCAUCAAGAAGCCGACGCUAAUAUUCCCAAACCAGACCCCGAUAGGACAGAGACAGAUCCGAGUGCACCGCAACCGACCCCGGAACAGUCCGAUUCAAUUCGAUACUUUGUUCUCUCCUCGCCCGAGAUCUUCGAGCCCGUCAUGCUCUUCUGUACCCACGCCCUCCGUAUGCGCGACACUAGAUGCUGUAGUAUCAUUACCAGGGUGGUUCGAUCGAUUCUCGCCGACUUCGCCCCGCCUAACAAUAGCCCGACCAUAGUGACCAUUCGAGAGUUCAUCUGCGCUGAUGUUCUGCAGGCGUGCAUCACGUCUGUUCACGAAUCCUAUUUUGUGGACAUGCAGAAAGACCUGGCGCAGCUCAUCGCCGCUAUCUGGGUUCUGUAUGGGACUGCUAGUCGGAGACCACGCGCCACCUUCCUGUCAUUGCCUGGCAUUACCGAAGAAAAGGUCGCUCACACAGAGGCUGCCCUCCAACGCUGCGUGUCACCUCGUCAACAGCGUGCUUUGAUCCUGGAGCUUCUUGAGCCCCUACGCGGUGUCAGCGUUGCUGAGCAAGGAAAGAUUCUUGGCUCGCGCGAGGAGCGUCGCAAGGCCCGCUCUGCAAUUCAAUCCCGAUACAUGACCAACGAGAUGGAGACUCAGCAGGAAAACCACCGUGUCGACAUCAACGACGGGCCCGACCUUUCGGGUGUCGCUGAUAUGUUCGGGUAG